Molecule: messenger RNA, 1638 nt
Organism: Lolium perenne
Lineage: Eukaryota; Viridiplantae; Streptophyta; Magnoliopsida; Poales; Poaceae
Product: auxin-responsive protein IAA2
Biological process (GO): regulation of DNA-templated transcription
Cellular component (GO): nucleus
Source: RefSeq, a predicted model, not a curated record
AGUGCACCGCAACCGCAGCACACACACUCCAUUGUUCUAGCUCUCCUUCCCUUGCAGCAGAGAGAGAGGAAAGAGAGUAGAGAGAAAGUAGGCAGCCGUUGCUCGCUGGCCUAGCUUUGGAUGCUCUCGUUUUCCUUUCACGGCCAGCCGCUGCUCCCUGCACCGGAAUCUCUCGCUGCCUUUCUUCCCUCUCCCCUCCUAGCCUAGCUUCGUACCAUAGGAGUACUGGCAUUCAAGAGAGAGCUUUGUUUGUUGGAGCAAACCUAGGUGCCGGUUGCAGGUUGCAGCAGCUGCUGCGCGCGCCGUAGCCUAGCUCUGCCUCUGCCUGCUCGCUUUGAAGACGCGCCCUCAAAACGCUCAAACCCUGCUUGUCCCUUUCUCCCAAACCCCCUGCCGCCUUUUGGUCUCUCUAGCUGCCGCCCCGGGCACCGCGCCGUCUCAGGUGGGCGAGCGGCCAGCACCUGCACUGUUUCCUCCCUUGCUGUCAUCUCUCCUUCCAUAUAUUUCCGCCCCCACCACCGCUUGUCUCACUGCGGAGGUAGAGAGACGUGUGUGCUGGGCUUGUGAACUUGUCGGAGCUAGCCACCCUCUCGCAAUCACUUUCUUGAUUCUCUUUUCGUCUCAGCUGGGAGCAGCUAGCUAGUAGCUUCGCCGGCGAGCUUUUGCUAACUCAUGGCGUGGAGCGGGUUCAGGGAGACGGUGGGGGAUAGCGGCCUGGAGCUCCGCCUCGGCCUCCCCGCCUACUUCUCCAAGCCGGUGGCCGCUGCAGCAGGUUUCCACGGCGAGGAGUCGACAGGCGCCGGCGACUUUGCUCGCCAGCCCAAAGGAGAAGGAAGCAAUAAUGCCUACAAGACCAAGCCGGCAGUAGCGGCUGCUCCGGUCGUGGGGUGGCCGCCGGUGCGCUCGUUCCGCCGGAACCUGGCCGCCUCCAAACCGUCCUCGUCCAAGGAGGACGGCAGGGGAAACCAAGACGUUGACGUCGCGGUCAAGGCAGGUGCCGGCGACGAACGCGUGUCCCGGAAGGGCCAGUUCGUUAAGAUCAACAUGGACGGCAUCCCGAUCGGGCGGAAGGUCGAGCUCAAGGAGCACGGCAGCUAUGCCGACCUCUCCGCAGCCGUCGACAACCUCUUCCGCGGCCUGCUCGCAGCUCAAAGGGACCUGGCUGCCACCGCCGACGGGAAGCUCCUUGCGAUCUCCGGCGGCGAGUACACUCUGGUGUACGAGGACGACGAGGGCGACAGGAUGCUCGUCGGGGACGUCCCAUGGAAGAUGUUCAUCGCCACGGCGAAGAGGCUGCGGGUGCUCAAGAGCUCCGAUCUGUCUGCCUCGUCGCUGACAGCGGGGAGCAGGAAGAGGCCGGCUGCGGCGGACUGCUGAUCGAGUUAAGAUCGAACUCGGCCGACGACGCAUGUCUGCAUUGUAAAGGCCUUUUUUUGACGCGAAUUAGUCGAUCCUGUUUGGAUGCUACCUACGUCUAUGUACGUAUGAAGAUGAGAUCACGGCUGUAAUUAGGGCCGUGUGUACUGUUGCUACAGCUAUUUUGUGGGGCAUGAUGUUUGGUGGUGGUAUUUUGGAUGCUUGUGUACGUCUAGUUAGAACUCUCCGCUAGAUGAUCUAAUAUACACCGGUACGUUCUUA